AUGGAGGAUGUUUAUGUCGAAGGGGUGGAGAAGAUGGACCUCUUCAGGCUGCGUCGGCAGAAGAAGAAGGUGAACUUGGCCGUGCAUCGGCAGGAGGUCCCCCUGGUGAACGUCUUCCUGGAAGGCAUGAAGUGUGACCCAGAGGUUCUGGCAAGGACGCCGGCCACUUCAUAUGCAGAUCGGGCCCAGAAGACGUUUCUUACCCAUGCCUAUGCCUAUGGCGAGAUGUACGUGAACAUGGCCAAGGCAGAUAAGGAGAUCCAGAGGUUGAAGAGGCGCAACGAGAUGGCCAAGGACAAGAUAGCGGAGGCGCAGGAUGCCAUCCGGGAGAAGAACGCCAUGCUGUUAUGGUGGGACGUGUUUGGAGCAGAGGAGCUGCGUUGGGAGCAGAGGUUGGCGAGGUUCAACCCUUCGGUGGAGAUUAACUUUGAUACGAGUGGCGAGCCUCCUUCACCUAGUCCUAGCACCGAUGCCACUCCAAAGCCAGAGCCAGCCACUAUGGAUACCCCUUCCACCAAGUCUUGA
This is a messenger RNA of Prunus armeniaca (apricot), 525 nucleotides long. The record is from the annotation of a GenBank genome assembly. NCBI's taxonomy places the organism in Eukaryota, Viridiplantae, Streptophyta, Magnoliopsida, Rosales, Rosaceae.